Spodoptera frugiperda (fall armyworm) is the source of this 929-nucleotide messenger RNA. RefSeq names its product mRNA turnover protein 4 homolog (gene RpLP0-like). Gene Ontology annotation, biological process: ribosomal large subunit assembly; rRNA processing; ribosomal large subunit biogenesis. The transcript is spliced from 4 exons. Gene Ontology annotation, molecular function: RNA binding. The record is from RefSeq and is a predicted model, not a curated record. The coding region runs from base 157 to 888 and encodes 243 amino acids. Gene Ontology annotation, cellular component: nucleolus; preribosome, large subunit precursor. NCBI's taxonomy places the organism in Eukaryota, Metazoa, Arthropoda, Insecta, Lepidoptera, Noctuidae.
AUUGAUAUUAAUUGUCAAGUGUCACGUUCACGUUGUUGUGUUUUUAGAGGUUAAGAUCAGUGGUUUUAAACCUGCAAUUUUAAUUUUCUGUACACAAAAGAAGAUUUAUCUCUUUAUAGUUAUUGAACGUGACAGUGCAUACAAUAAAGUAAGAAAAUGCCGAAAUCAAAAAGGGAUAAGAAAGUGUCUUUGACAAAAACAAACAAGAAAGGUUUAGUGCAUAAACAGAAGAUUGUAGAAGAAAUUAGGAAUUCACUCUCUAAAUAUGAGCACAUAUUUUUGUUCACUGUUGAUAACAUGCGCAACACAAAAUUAAAAGACUUGCGCAAUGAAUGGAAAGACUCGAGAUUCUUUUUUGGUAAAAACAAAGUCAUGGCUGUAGCACUGGGCAGAACGAAGAGUGAUGAAGUAGAAGACCAGUUGAACCUCUUAUCAAAGAGAUUAAAAGGACAGUGUGGGCUUCUAAUGACAAACAAAGAUGUGCCUGAAGUAUUGCAAUGGUUCAAAGGCUUCAGUGAUGCAGAGUAUGCCCGAGCAGGAUUUGUGGCCACUAAAGAUGUAGUACUACCAGUAGGACCGCUGCCUGACUUCUCACACACAAUGGAGCCUCAUCUAAGAAAACUGGGACUCCCCACAUCCUUAGAAAGAGGUGUCAUUAAUAUUAUUAAGGAAUAUCAGGUUUGCAAAAAAGGAGUACCACUAACACCAGAACAAGCAAGUGUAUUGAAACUGUUAGGUAUACAAAUGGCAGACUUUAAAGUGGUGAUAAAGUGCCACUGGACUAAAGGGAAGGGUUUCCACAAGGACCUGGACAUACCUAGUGAUGAUGAGGGGGGCAAUGAUGAUGAUGAUGCGGAAGAAGACGCCAUGGAAGAAGAUGAAACAUAGUCUUAAUAGUAUUUUUAAGAAAUAUAUUUUGUUGUACACAA